AUGGGCAACGGCUACACUCGAAGCGACGCGGUGAAGCUAGAGGUUGCGAUCGGGCAAGAAGCCAACCUUUAUCCAUCCCUGCAGUUCGAAGAAGCAAAAGUUGACCUCACUUUAUCCGUACCCCUUGAAUCCACCGUGCCGCAACAACUGGGCCCGUUUUCACAGCCUCGCCAGCCUUCAGGUUCGAAGGGACUGGGUGAUAGGAUAGACGCAAACUUAGCCCGUGCGGAGGAACCAAUUUUCCUCUUCACAGAAUAUUUGGCCAUUUACACUUAG
Messenger RNA from Necator americanus (New World hookworm), 276 nucleotides. RefSeq lists its product as uncharacterized. The coding region runs from base 1 to 276 and encodes 91 amino acids. The record is from RefSeq and is a predicted model, not a curated record. The transcript has a single exon. Lineage: Eukaryota; Metazoa; Nematoda; Chromadorea; Rhabditida; Ancylostomatidae.